AUGCCUGAACCAGCGAAGUCAGCGCCUAAGAAGGGCUCCAAGAAAGCCGUCACCAAGACCGCCGGGAAAGGCGGCAAGAAGAGGAGAAAGACCAGGAAGGAGAGCUACGCCAUCUACGUUUAUAAGGUUCUGAAGCAGGUCCACCCUGAUACCGGUAUCUCCUCCAAGGCCAUGGGCAUCAUGAACUCCUUUGUUGGAGAUAUCUUUGAGCGCAUCGCCGGUGAGGCUUCCCGCCUUGCUCACUAUAACAAGCGCUCCACCAUUACCUCCAGGGAGAUCCAGACCGCUGUCCGCCUGCUGCUGCCCGGUGAGCUGGCCAAACACGCUGUGUCUGAGGGCACCAAGGCCGUCACCAAGUAUACCAGCUCCAAGUAA
Scomber scombrus (Atlantic mackerel) is the source of this 375-nucleotide messenger RNA. RefSeq names its product histone H2B 1/2. The coding region runs from base 1 to 375 and encodes 124 amino acids. NCBI's taxonomy places the organism in Eukaryota, Metazoa, Chordata, Actinopteri, Scombriformes, Scombridae. The record is from RefSeq and is a predicted model, not a curated record. Gene Ontology annotation, cellular component: nucleosome. The transcript has a single exon. Gene Ontology annotation, molecular function: protein heterodimerization activity; structural constituent of chromatin; DNA binding.